UUUACUGUCAUUUUACAAUAUUUUCAGACGAAACUUUUUGGAUGGAAAAAAUAAUUAAGAUUUAUAUACAUUAUGUCUGGACUGGUUAAAAGUAGUUUUUCCCUUUUAAAGAGAUCAAUUUUCUCUACAUCGGUUCGUGCUAUUGUUACCACCAAACAACUUCAUGUAAAAGAAAUACGAGAACAAACUGUCGGUUCGACUUUAGUAGUGGAAGGCGUGCCAGUGCCAUCUCCUCGUAAAGAUUAUUUGGUGCGAGCCGAGAACUUGGUUCCAGUGCCUGAACCUUUAGUAAAAUCGGAGCAACCACCGUGCUACAUGUGUGCCCUUGGGCUAGAAGUAAAACAUACAGAUGUGUUGAUACUGAGCCAGUUCGUAAGAUCUGAUGGUUGUAUGCUACCGCGACGCAUCACUGGUCUCUGUCGGCGCCAGCAGAAAAAAAUAGGCAAGAUGGUUACAAUGGCUCAAAAAGCAGGUCUCAUGAUCAAUCUUACUCCAAAGAAUUGUGCAAAAGAUCCAAAAAAGAGAUACCAGCAUAAAAAGUUCAACACAUACUUUGAUGAAAGUACAAUAUUCAUGAAGAGGAUACCAAAACCAUGGGAGAAGUUCAGACGAUAAUUUUCUUGAGAAUCUAGUAUAAUUUUAGAGAUAUAAUAAUGGAAUUAAAUAUUAUUAACAAUA
Messenger RNA from Galleria mellonella (greater wax moth), 678 nucleotides. It is a transcript of the gene mRpS18A, whose product is annotated as 28S ribosomal protein S18a, mitochondrial. The transcript has 3 exons. Gene Ontology annotation, molecular function: small ribosomal subunit rRNA binding; structural constituent of ribosome. The record is from RefSeq and is a predicted model, not a curated record. Gene Ontology annotation, cellular component: mitochondrial small ribosomal subunit; ribosome. Gene Ontology annotation, biological process: mitochondrial translation. Lineage: Eukaryota; Metazoa; Arthropoda; Insecta; Lepidoptera; Pyralidae. The coding region runs from base 73 to 615 and encodes 180 amino acids.